Syngnathus acus (greater pipefish) is the source of this 1260-nucleotide messenger RNA. RefSeq names its product deoxyribonuclease I-like 1-like (gene dnase1l1l). Gene Ontology annotation, molecular function: DNA nuclease activity. Lineage: Eukaryota; Metazoa; Chordata; Actinopteri; Syngnathiformes; Syngnathidae. The transcript is spliced from 8 exons. Gene Ontology annotation, biological process: DNA catabolic process. The coding region runs from base 299 to 1183 and encodes 294 amino acids. The record is from RefSeq and is a predicted model, not a curated record. Gene Ontology annotation, cellular component: nucleus.
UCUAAUUGCACUCAAACCGACUUUUUUUUUUAAAAGAGACAACACACUCAAAGGUGAAUUGUGUUUGUGGUCAUUGUUGAUUGUAUGGAGGGGCUUUUAACAGUUCCAGAUAAAGCUCUAUUAUCAUCCAGCACUGACACAGCACAUCCAGCACACAAAUGUGCAGUUUACCUGCACGUUCCCUGUCACGCAUCCCACCCUGGCUGGACUUUGCUCAAAGUGGAGGUAAGAGGAUUCACUGGGCCAGUGAGGAGGGCAUCACGCAAAAUUUUCUUUCAUUUACAGGGCAAUAAUCGAGAUGAGGACUGCGAGUCUGCUCUGUGCGCUGUGGCUGUGUACGUUCAAUGUGGCUUUUUCCCUGAAGAUCUGCGCUUUUAAUGUUCAAAGCUUUGGAGAAUCUAAGGCCAACAACAAGAAGGUUAUGGGGAUUCUACUGAAGAUUCUUUCCCGAUGCGACUUGAGUCUCAUUCAGGAGGUCCGUGACUCAAAAGGACGAGCAAUACAAACUUUGGUGAAAGAUCUUAACAGAUUUGACGAAUCCAACUCAUAUUCCUACGUAGAAAGUGAGAGGCUGGGAAGGAAGACCUACAAAGAACAGUACGUCUACAUUUACAGAAACAAUGUGCUGAAAGUGAAGGAGCAGUAUCAGUAUGCUAAAUUAGAGGCGCAGGGCACUAAUGACACAAACGUCUUCUCCAGAGAGCCUUUCAUCGUUCGCUUUCACUCCCCGACCACUCUCACGAAGGAUCUCGUCUUCAUUGGCCAGCACACAAGUCCCAAAAGUGCCAUGAAGGAGAUGGAUGAGUUGUAUAAUGUGUUCAAGGAAAUCUACAGAAAGUGGAAAACGGAGAAUGUGAUGAUCUUGGGCGACCUGAACGCCGCCUGCGGCUAUGUCACCAUCAAGGGCUGGCGAGCUGUUCGCCUGAGAAGCGACCCAAAAUUUCAGUGGCUGAUCGGAGACGAGCAGGACACGACGGUCCGGGAGAAGACGCACUGUGCGUACGACAGGAUCAUCGUCCAUGGACGUGACAUUAUUUCCACCAUAGUGCCUGGCUCUGCUCAGCCGUUCAAUUUUAAAGAGGCUUUCCAUCUGACAGAGGAGGAGGCCCUAGGGGUGAGUGACCAUUUCCCUGUCGAGGUCGACCUGAAGCCAAAGCAUUACCUACUGCGCAGUGAGCUGUAGACUGAGAUGUACUUGGAAUCACCCGCACUUUAUUUUUACCUAUUAAUUAAUUAAAAACAUUCUUCAAAAUGUGCCUC